Pestalotiopsis fici W106-1 is the source of this 1569-nucleotide messenger RNA. RefSeq lists its product as uncharacterized. The transcript has 4 exons. Gene Ontology annotation, molecular function: transmembrane transporter activity. Gene Ontology annotation, biological process: transmembrane transport. The record is from RefSeq and is a predicted model, not a curated record. The coding region runs from base 1 to 1569 and encodes 522 amino acids. NCBI's taxonomy places the organism in Eukaryota, Fungi, Ascomycota, Sordariomycetes, Amphisphaeriales, Sporocadaceae.
AUGGAAGCAGUCAAGUCGGGAGACAUGAUUCACACCGAUGUUGAGCACCUGGAAGUGAAGACUGGCCCGGCGCUGGAACCCGUCGGGACUGUCAAGUUGCUCGACCAAGGCGAUAUCAUCCUCAUCCCGACUCCUACCAACGAGCCCCGCGACCCCCUGAACCUUCCCAACUGGCGCAAGAUAAACAUUGUCUGCAAUGUUUCCAUAUUCGCAGCUACAGCCACACUCAUGGCGUCUUCUUUUGGCGCCAUACUACCAAUCGUGACUGCAGAAUACGACGGCGACCCACGUGUCAAUGAUCUUGUCACUUUGCCAGCCUUGUUCAUCGGAAUUGGAAACUUCAUCUUUGUCCCCAUAUCUCACGCAGUCGGGCGACGCGCAACAUACUUGUUUUCCCUGACAAUGCUCGUGGCGUGCUCCAUCUGGUGCGCAUGCAGUAAAAGUCUGGAAUCCCAUAUUGCUGGCCGAGUCAUCCUCAGUCUUGCUGCCGGACAGGCUGAGGCUCUCUGCCCCAUCAUGAUUCAGGAGGUCUACUUUCUACACCAGCGAGGCACAAAAAUUGCAAUAUUCUGUGCUGCUCAGACACUCGGAACCGCUGUGUUGACAGUAGCGAGCUCUUAUCUUGCUGCCAACAUAGGCUGGCGCUGGUGGUACGGAGUCUUUGCGUGCAUUUCCUUUGCUUGCUGGCUCAAUGCCGUCUUUCUUGUCCCCGAGACGAAAUUUACACGCACAGUAAGCGCUCAAGCCGGCUUGGGCCACGAAGAUGCACAGACACUGGGCCCUCUCCGACCCAUCACCUCCAAUGCCCGACCCCCCAUUGACCACACCAACUACGAACCGCGAACAUGGCGCCACGACAUGGCUCUCUUCCACGGAAAACCCAACUGGUCAGAGGCCGUCUCGUGCUGGAAACAAAUGGCGCAGGUCAUCUGCUUUCCCAACGUCUUCUGGUUGGUCCUCUGCAGUGGUGCCUUUCUUGGUGUAUUCGUCAUGUUUGGCGCUGUCUUUGCCCAAGUCCUUGUCUCUCCACCUUACAACUUUGAUUAUGAGUGGAUUGGGUUCGUUUUCGCGGGACAAAUUGUUGUCUCGAUGGUUGUCAUUCCGGCGCAGGGUUGGCUGAGCGACUGGCUGGUGAAAUUGUUCGGAAAGCGCAAUGGCGGACUCGCUGAGCCCGAAACACGAUUGAUACCCCUUAUCAUACCGUUCAUUGUUGCCAUUAUCAGCACGGUUAUAUUCGGCCGAGCAUGCCAAACUCCGCAAGAUUGGCAUUGGUCGGCGAUUGUGGUGUCCUUCAACGUGGAAUUCUACGGCUUUGUUGGUGUGGUGGUUGCGUCAUUCACCUAUGUGAUUGACAGCUACCCGGCGCGCAGUGAUGCAGCAUUGGUCGUGCUGUGUUUUGCCCGCGGUGUCAUUUCCUUUGCUCUCUCUUACGGGUCCCUCAGCUUCCUGGGUAUCAAGAGCACCAAAUACGCUCUUGUGUUCGAUACCAGUGCUAUAAUAAUUGGUGCAUUGGGAUUCAUUGGAAUUUUUGUUUAUCUCUGGGGAAAGAAGAUUCGUCAAAUCACAUAG